Molecule: messenger RNA, 2443 nt
Organism: Artibeus jamaicensis (Jamaican fruit-eating bat)
Lineage: Eukaryota; Metazoa; Chordata; Mammalia; Chiroptera; Phyllostomidae
Gene: MOB3A
Product: MOB kinase activator 3A
Exons: 5
Coding region: 427-1080 (217 amino acids)
Biological process (GO): positive regulation of protein phosphorylation; signal transduction
Cellular component (GO): nucleus; cytoplasm
Molecular function (GO): protein kinase activator activity
Source: RefSeq, a predicted model, not a curated record
CUUCCGGGGAGAUCUCGGCCAGUAGCGAAAAUAGAUCCGGCCGGGCGGGGUCGGGGUGGACUGUGGACCCUGCGCGGUGUUCCUCCGCGGAAGGAGGUGGGGCUUCGACUAACGGCGUUCAGAGGACCUGGGAGAAGGAGCCAGAGACGGAAUACCGAGACAGAAAACGGAGAACGGAGGCGAGGGUGGCCCUGCCAGUCUGCGUGAAGCGGCAGAUCCGGCUCUGAUGGCUGCCUUUCUCCUCCCUGGGGUCCAUUCUACACCCACCUCACACAACACCUGUUCCAUUGCUGCUGUUUUCUGACAGAUCUCAGGGAAGACCUGGGGGCCAGUGAAUUUCUGGUCACCUGGGUUGGUGGCUGAUACCUGCAUCCUGCCCAGCCCUGUCUGCGGAAGCCUCUGGAAGAGCGCACAGUGAGGACCACGAUGUCCAACCCCUUCCUGAAGCAGGUCUUCAACAAAGACAAGACCUUCCGCCCCAAGCGCAAAUUUGAGCCAGGCACCCAGCGGUUCGAGCUGCACAAGAAGGCGCAGGCCUCACUGAACGCGGGGCUGGACCUGAAGCUGGCCGUGCAGCUGCCCCCCGGCGAGGAGCUCAAUGACUGGGUGGCCGUGCACGUGGUGGACUUCUUCAACCGCGUCAACCUCAUCUACGGUACCAUCAGCGAUGACUGCACCGAGCAGUCCUGCCCGGUCAUGUCCGGCGGCCCCAAGUACGAGUACCGCUGGCAGGAUGAGCACAGGUUCCGCAAGCCCACAGCCCUGUCGGCCCCGCAGUACAUGGACCUGCUCAUGGACUGGAUCGAGGUGCAGAUCAACAACGAAGAUGUCUUCCCCACCAGCGUGGGCACGCCGUUCCCCAAGAACUUCUUGCAGGUGGUGAAGAAGAUCCUGUCCCGGCUGUUCCGCGUGUUCGUGCACGUCUACAUCCACCACUUCGACCGCAUCGCGCAGAUGGGAUCCGAGGCGCACGUCAACACAUGCUACAAGCACUUCUACUACUUCGUCAAGGAGUUUGGCCUCAUAGACACCAAGGAGCUGGAGCCGCUGAAAGAAAUGACUGCACGGAUGUGCCACUGAGAGCCUCUUGGCCCCACUGUCACUGAGGCAGUGCCAGGGGACACUCCGACUUGAUGGCCACCUCCCUGGAAUAUGGACUAUACUCUCUGCCCCAGCAGGUCACUGACCUCCCCAGUGGUCAGACAGUAACCUCUGUGCCCCCAAUGCUGCACUGGACACGGCUUGAGCCCUCUCUCUGAUUCUGAGGAGACAGCAGGCCCAGCCUCCCAGAGUCCCACAGGGGGAGGGAGACUGAACUUGAACUCUGAUUCUGUGUGCUGUGAGCAACUAGAAAAAUCCACUUUCUCUAUAAAGCACUUGGACCUGCCUGGAAGCCAGAGCUCUACCUGCCCUUCAUGGGCCUGUCCCCUAAGGCCCCUAGCACGCUUGGCCUGGGAGAGGACAGGCCACACGGGUUCUGGGUCAGCAAGACGGGAGCCCGCCUCUGCUGUGCCUUCAAGUCUCAGUUCCCUCACAGCGCGCUUCCUGCAGCCCCGUGUCUGUGUCAUGAGAGGUACAGUAUGGCCCUGGCUGCCCACCCUCUUCCUCAGUCCCCUUCUCUUCCUUCAGUUCCUCCAGAACAUCUGGCUCAUCUGCCAGGGUUUCCCAGACCCCACUUCUACACCCCAGAUUUCCUGGGGCCCCUUCACAUAUCAUAAAAGAUUGAGUUUGUAUACAAUCUCAACUGGCACCCACCUUGAGAUGUUGAGAGAAAACAGCUUUUAUCUAUAAAUAGUGAACUCACCUCCCCUCUGGACAAACACCCCUCCAUUAUGAAUAACCCAGGGUGACCCUUCCAUGGAGCCUUUUCCAGGUUUGGGGUCGUUGAACUUGGCCUUUCUUAAGGUGCCUGCCCAAUUUAUAUGAAACCCUUGAUGUGGCCCUCUGUGGCCAAGGGACCAGAGUCACAGUGCCAUCUCCCCAAAGGAUACGGGGGCCCGUGGCAUGGAAGUGACAUCGGGAAGCCACGUGCUGCUCCAGGCCCCCUGCCCUCAGGGCACCACAGUGGCAGCUCUUCCCACCCAACCCCACCUACCUCUGAGGACCUCUGGGUGCCUGGGACACCUAUAGAAUAGAGGGGCACCCCUACCCAGCACCACACAAGUGCAGUUAACACGACCUCAGCCUAGUCCUCUGGACACUCUCCAGCUUUCGGAUCCCUGGGCACACGGACCCCAGUCGAAUAUAGCGCCUUUUAAAUACAAAACCACGACCAAAUGCCAAAACCACUGUACCUCUCCCAGGUCACCGCCAGCUCUUCCCUGCAGCCAGGCCAGGUUGGGGAAGGUGGCAGGUGCUGUGUGGCGAGAAGGGGCCCCUCUCCACCCUCUUGUGCCUGUAGAUAUUCACACAUGAACAUAGAAUAAAUUGUGUCAUUUUUAUA